Heterobilharzia americana is the source of this 894-nucleotide messenger RNA. NCBI's taxonomy places the organism in Eukaryota, Metazoa, Platyhelminthes, Trematoda, Strigeidida, Schistosomatidae. The record is from the annotation of a GenBank genome assembly.
AUGUCAGUUUAUUGUUGCAUAGAAAUUAUGUCAAAGAAAAAAUUGUCAGAAAAGCAAAGAACUGAAAUUAUCAAAAGAGAUAAUCGUAAGAAAAAAGAAAAUGAUACUUCAACUGAACAAGUGUCUGUUGUCAGUGAGUUUGUCCGCGAUUUUGUCCGACGUCAUGUGAUUACAAGUAGACGUAGUCAAUCUGAUUUGUCCUGGCGUCCAGGCUCUAAUAUCAGUCAUAAUAUUAAUCUUUUGCCUCAGUCUACACUAAUUUAUACACCUAAGAAGAAGACAAGCAUUUCAAAUGAUAUCCUUACUAAAGUGAAGCAUCGUAAUGUUCGAAAGAAAUCGUUACUCAAGUCAAUAAUAGACAAGCCACCGUCAACAAUUCCAUCUAAUCUACCAUUACAAUUGAAUCAUUUAUGGAAUGAUUAUUUUCGAUCAAUUAUAUCUCCUUCACAUCUUACUACAUACGCGAAUAUUGCAAAUAAUUUGGAUACAGUUUUACGAAUGAACCUAAGUGGUGCAAAGCUGAAAGUUGUACGCUCGAAAUCAUGUCGAGCGGGUAUUGAAGGUAUUGUUGUCAUGGAAACAAAAAAUACAUUUUCUCUGGCUUUAAUAUCAUUGAAAAGUCAAUCAUUGUUGAAUCAAUCAUCUUUACCACUUAAUAUUAUCCCCAAAAUAGGUUCAUUGUUCUGUUUGAUAUUACCUAUACCAAAUGUUGAUGAUAAAUAUGAAAAAGUUGAUAUUCUACUUAGUGGAGAUUGUUUAGCAUAUCGUUCAGUUGAUAGAGUUAUACGUAAAUGGAGAUAUACGCCUACAACAGCAUAUGAAUAUAAUCAGAAUGUAUUAACAACGGAGGCAAUCUUUUCAGAUGUACUUAUUGAUAAUCGUAUACUUGGUUAA